UAUAAGAAGACACACUUGUUUCCCCGCAAAGUUUUCUACUGAAUAUAUUCCAUAUCUGAGGUUUCUUUUUUCUUUCAGAUUUUCAAAAUGUUGCAAGGUCUUCUGUUGGCUGCUUUGAUUGAUUUGGUUUUUUCAUCGGUAGCCAAAGAUUAUGGCCUCACUGUAUGCGCCACUGCGGAAUCAGAGUUGAGCGUUCAGCCUGAAGCUUGUCACAAGUACUACAACUGCUCCGACUCAACCCCACGUGGUGGGCUGAGUUUGCUGGGGCCCUACGAGAAGAUGUGUCCGUACCCUCAGUUGUUCGAUGCGACCGAGUUAAAGUGCAAGACUUUUAAAGAAGCCAACUGUGGACCGAACAGAAUAGUAUUCAAAGACAGGUGUGACUAUACUCAUAAUGGUUGUGGCGGACACUGUAUAGCUUGUGACAGCAUGUUUCCUUCCUGUGUUGGCCUCAAAGAUGGAAUGAAUAUUUAUCCGCUCAGAGAAUGGACUCCACAUUACAUUCAGUGCGACACGGAAAGACUUAAUGACACUUAUGUCUGUAGUCCUCACCACCCCUCAGGGACAAGUAGACUUUUCUCGCCUCUUAAGUCAGAGAGUGUGUUUCUGUCUGGGAAGUGCCAAACAGUGAAGGCGGACGGGCUCCAAGCUGCGAAGGGAAACUUGAUGGUUACCACGUGACCGAUGAAAGGCCGGACAUUUACUACACUUGUCCAUCAGCUGAGGUCUACUACUGUACCCCACCAACCAUUUUCCUAAGUACAUAUAACAGUUGUGGAUAGAGGAAGACUAUCGCCAGAUCUAAGAAUCAAUCAAUAUUAGCUGCAUGUUUACUUUUAAAAAUCACAAUCACCUUUGUCAAGUGUUUUAUUUUAAGUUGAUUGAUUGUUUCUUAGCUGAGUUUGGAUGGCAAGAAAAAUAAAACAAAAAGCAUUUACUGCCAGAAAUAAAUUUGGAUUGAGCGUAUCAUG
Messenger RNA from Biomphalaria glabrata, 971 nucleotides. RefSeq lists its product as uncharacterized. The record is from RefSeq and is a predicted model, not a curated record. The coding region runs from base 88 to 681 and encodes 197 amino acids. The transcript is spliced from 4 exons. Gene Ontology annotation, molecular function: chitin binding. Gene Ontology annotation, cellular component: extracellular region. NCBI's taxonomy places the organism in Eukaryota, Metazoa, Mollusca, Gastropoda, Planorbidae.